AUGAAAAAAAGAGACAGUAUUUCUGAACCUCCUCUAGAUAAACUAGAUCAAAUAAGAUAGAAGUUUUCGAAAUAAUUAACCAAAGUAAAUUCUAAAGGCUUUGUGACUUGCAACAUUGGAAAAUCUCCUCAAAAUGAUGGUGGAUCUAGAAUUUCAUUUGGUAAAAGCUCAUUUUUAGAAAAACUCUAAUCAAUCAAUUCAUUUGAAGAUGAUGAGAGAACUCUGCUAAAGUCUAUUUAAUUUGAUGUGUAAUUGGCAAUAAAGAGAUAUUAAUAAAGAAUUGAAUAAAUUGCAUAAUAGUAAGUAGAAAGAAGUUCAUUGAAAUCUUGCUAAUAAGAACUAGUACAAUACCUAACAACUCCAUAAUAGGAGUUAAAUGAAAUUUAAUUUGAUUCUUAAAUAUUAACAAUGAGAUCUACUUGUAAAAGUACUAAAUAGAAGACCUAAAUUGAAUCAAAUAUGAAUAAUAAAUUAAAAUAAAAUAAUAAAAACAUUUUGGGGAAUAAAAGAUCAAAUAAUACAUUCAAAAUAAUAGCUGAUAAAUAAAAUAAAGUUAAGCAGACAAAAAAAUAAAGUAAUUAAUCUCUCACUGAAAUAAGUUUGCUAACUAAAAAACAAUCCAUUAAUAAAGAUGGUACUCUUAGUUAAAAAUCAGUUUCUACUCGUUAACCUAGUGUAAAGGAAAUAGCAAUCAAUUUAGAAUAAAGAAGAUCUACAGGAAUGACAAUUAGAAAUCAACCAAGACAAUCAAGAAAUUCAAUAAACUCCUUUGAUAAUAAAUAACAAGCAAAAUCUAAAAAACAAUUAGUGUUCUGA
Messenger RNA from Paramecium tetraurelia, 816 nucleotides. RefSeq lists its product as uncharacterized. The record is from RefSeq and is a predicted model, not a curated record. The transcript has a single exon. NCBI's taxonomy places the organism in Eukaryota, Ciliophora, Oligohymenophorea, Peniculida, Parameciidae.